GACUGAUGACGGUGUAGGGUCCGGGGUCUGUAGCCUGGAUAGGAGGUUGUGUUUUCGUUAUAGAGCGCUAUAGCUAAUCAAUACAGCUCCAUUAACACUGUUUAUACCCUGUUUACACCUAAUUUACAGCAGCAACAGCACGUGCGGAGUGUUUAACAGUAUGAUACGGGUCAUAUUCAGCUGGAAUAAUAAAUAAUAGACUGGUACUCGGGCUGUUUUUCACUGUUGGCAGCAGGAGAGCUUCUUCUCGUGCAGGCUCUGAACUAUGAGAAUAAAUGAAAAUACUUUACUAGAAGGGAAGAAUGUUGUUCUGGUUCCCUACAACCCUGAGCAUGUUCCCAGAUAUCACCAGUGGAUGGCCUCUCCUGAUCUUCAGAAGCUCACAGCUUCAGAGCCUCUGACCCUGGAGGAGGAGUAUGACAUGCAGAGGAGCUGGAGAGAAGAUAAUGACAAGUGCACAUUCAUUAUCCUGGACAAGCAGCGAUGGGCAAAUCCCUGCUUUCCAGAGGAGGAGUGCAUGGUGGGGGACGUCAACAUCUUCCUGACGGACCCCAGCGACCCAUCCCUGGCGGAGCUGGAGAUCAUGAUUGCAGAGACAGAUUACAGAGGUAAAGGACUUGGCAAAGAAGUGACGGGCAUGAUGAUGUGCUAUGGGAUCAACAAACUCGGAAUCAGAAAAUUCGAAGUAAAGAUCGGCCUGGACAACAAAGUCAGCAUAGCUAUGUUCAAGAAGUUCCACUUUUACGAGCUUUCCGUCAGCGAGGUGUUUCGGGAAGUCACUCUGGGCGUGACGGUGAACCAGGCACUACAGGAGCACCUGCUGGUCACUGUGGACUUUAUGCAGGAGAGAGAGUAUCAGAAACUGAAGGACUGCAGGCACGGGGGGCAACCUUCUCUACCCAUGCAGGCUUAUCACUGCUGAGGAGAGAUCCUCUGAGCUUUAAUCAGAGAUUUAACGGAAACAGAGCAUCGUAUCUUAUCUGCAGAUCUAUUCCACAGAGCCAGACAGACAGCGGCUGGAGGAAAUGGAGAAAUGUUCCGUCAGUUAUGUUUCCAUCAGCUUUCUGUGCAAAUUACAACCAGUAAAAUGUAAAUGUGUUUCAAUGCUUUCCAUCAGACUGAUUUUUAGUGGUAUUUUAAUUUUUGUGAUAUUUGAAUGUUUGGAUUAAUGGCGUCACUUCAUACAAGAAAACCUGUUGUUGUUGUAUAAGUUUUGUUUUAUUAAUUAAAAAAGGUUAUUUCCAUGUCUAA
This is a messenger RNA of Astyanax mexicanus (Mexican tetra), 1251 nucleotides long. It is a transcript of the gene nat9, whose product is annotated as N-acetyltransferase 9 (GCN5-related, putative). Gene Ontology annotation, molecular function: N-acetyltransferase activity. The transcript is spliced from 7 exons. Gene Ontology annotation, biological process: protein acetylation. The record is from RefSeq and is a predicted model, not a curated record. Bases 266 to 922 code for a protein of 218 amino acids. NCBI's taxonomy places the organism in Eukaryota, Metazoa, Chordata, Actinopteri, Characiformes, Acestrorhamphidae.